Messenger RNA from Carcharodon carcharias (great white shark), 1785 nucleotides. RefSeq names its product F-box and leucine-rich repeat protein 13 (gene fbxl13). The transcript is spliced from 15 exons. Gene Ontology annotation, molecular function: protein binding. Gene Ontology annotation, cellular component: SCF ubiquitin ligase complex. Gene Ontology annotation, biological process: SCF-dependent proteasomal ubiquitin-dependent protein catabolic process. The record is from RefSeq and is a predicted model, not a curated record. Lineage: Eukaryota; Metazoa; Chordata; Chondrichthyes; Lamniformes; Lamnidae.
AUGCCCUGUUCCCUAGGGUUAACCAGUACAUUACCUGACCCAUUGACCUCAACAGUUAACACAAGAGAGCUUGGGGAUUUGCAGCAGCGGCUGGCUUUCUUCGUGUCAAGCGUUUUCAGUUAUCUUGGUGUUAGGGAGCUGGUAAGGUGUACACAAGUUUGUCAUUUCUGGAAGGUGGUUGCACAGACAAGUUCUCUCUGGAGCAAGAUUAACUUUUCCCCAGUAAGAAAACGUAUUCAAGACAAUGACGUCGCAAAUAUUCUGCGGAGCUACCGCACUUUUGUUAUCCAUUUGAACCUUCGUGCAUGCAACAACAUCGGCUGGGCAACCUUUAAAACCAUCAGUGACUGUCGAAAUCUGCAGGACCUAAACCUAACUGAAUGUACAAGUUUAACCGAUGAAUUUGUGUCUAUGGUGGUGGAAAUGUGUACUUCACUUCUGUACCUGAACCUGGCUUACACUGCGAUUAGUGAUCGUACACUAAGAUCAUUAUCAAAGUUUGGAUUGAAUCUACAGUAUCUGAGCUUAGCCUACUCAAAGAAAUUCACAAAUAAAGGUUUGAAUUACCUUGCCACAGGGAAGGGCUGCCACAAGCUCGUCUACCUGGACAUUUCAGGUUGUACUCAGAUCUCAGUGAGAAGCUUUAGGUCGUUGGGAAUUGGCUGCAAUGAAAUUCAACACCUUGUAAUCAACGACAUGGCAACUCUUACGAACAGCUGCAUCACAGCCUUGGUUUCUUACAAUUACAACCUCCUUACAAUUUCGUUCCUUGCUUCUCCUCACAUAUCUGAUGUAGCUAUUAAAGCUCUUGUCCGUGGGAAGAGGAUUGUCAAAGUUAAAAUUGAAGGUAAUAAACAUAUCGGUGAUGCAUCUUUCAAAACCAUCAGCAAAACUUGCCCAAACUUGAAUCAUAUCUAUGUGUCUGACUGCCCGAGGAUUACAGAUAAUUGCUUGAAAUCCAUAUCAACUCUGAAAAAUGUCACUGUGUUGAAUGUUUCAGACUGCAUAAGUAUCACUGAUGUGGGCAUAAGAUGCUUCAUGGAUGGACCUUCAGCUUCAAAGCUCAGAGAACUUAAUUUGAGCAACUGCAUCUAUAUUACUGAUUUAUCAUUGCUGAAAAUUAUACAGAGGUGCCAGAGUUUAACACAUCUGAGACUGCGUUACUGUGGACGUUUAACUGAUAGUGGGAUUGAAUGGUUAGGAAACUUAUCUUCUCUGACCACCAUUGACCUAACAGGAACCAACAUACAAGAGCAGGGUUUAGAAGGUCUUGCUCACAACAGGAGGAUAAGGGAGUUCACAGUAGCAGAGUGCUCAGGGGUCAUUGAUAUUGGAUUACAGAAAUUCUAUAAUAAGAUGUACGAUCUGGAAUACUUGGAGCUCUCCCAUUGCCUCUCAGUGUCUGAUCUGAGUACAAAGACAUUGGCCUUCUGUUGCAGAAGGCUCAUUUCGCUGAACAUCGCUGGAUGCCCAAAGAUUACUGAUUUAAGCAUCCAGUAUCUGGCAGGAGUGUGCCAUUAUAUCUACUUCUUGGAUAUUUCGGGUUGUGUCAAUCUUACUGAUUUGAUACUUACAUUCCUAAAAAAAGGCUGCAAAAAGCUACGAAUUCUCAAGAUGCUGUACUGCACAAAUAUCACCAAGUAAGUAGAAGCUGUCAAAGCAGUAACCAAUAUUCAGCAUUUGGAAUACAAUGACGAAAAUCCACCUCUAUGGUUUGGAUAUGAUAAUAAAGGGAAUGAGUUCAUCAUCAACAAGGACGAAGAUGAAAAGGCAGAAUAUGCUUAA